UUCACUUUAUUUUAUCAUUUUAGGAAACUUCAAAGUUUCACAAAACCUGGUGGCAAUGAACUCUACAGCAUACCCAUCCAGGACGGCUCAAGAUGAUUUUAAAGAUGUUUUCAUUAAAAACUUCAUUGCUAUAUUCUUUGGCAUCAUAAUCAAUUACAUUAAUGGAAGUUUUGUGUUCAUCUUCUCCAGGAGUCCAGUUUUUUACAUGGAAUCAAGGUACAUACUGUACAUUCACCUGGUAAUCAAUGACAUGAUUAUGCUCAGUAUAUCUGUGACAUUAAAUGUCAUGAUAUAUGCUGUGCCACCGGUGAAUGUGUCAGUCUGCUGUGUUCUACUACUUGUGGGAUCUAUGACCCAUAAGAACACUCCCUUGAGUCUGGCUGGAAUGGCAGUUGAACGCUACAUCGCUAUCUGUAAGCCCCUGCGUCACUCACAGAUCUGCACCAUGAGAAGGACCUACAUCCUCAUUAUUCUUAUCUGGACUGUGACAUUUAUGCCUGAACUGGCUGAUACUGUCAUUUUGUUCCUGACUCAACCACUAACUAUUUUCACCUCCAGAAUUUUCUGUUAUCGUUUGUCUAUAUACAAUACAUCUUAUCAUUUGGACAAAGCUGUUGCAGUAAAUGUACUUCUCCUGUCUUUUGUGUGGAUUACACUGAUCUACACCUAUUUCAGAGUUUUUUUCGCUGCUAAAACUGCUACCACUGAUCCAGUUUCUGCUAAGAAGGCUCAGAACACCAUUUUACUGCAUGGUGUACAGCUGCUGUUCUGUAUGAUGUCUUAUAUUGCUCCUUUGUUGGAAUUAAUUCUUCUCCCACUUUUCCCCAAUGAUAGAAGUAAGAUAAUGUUUUCAAAUUAUUUAAUAACAAAUAUCUUACCACGAUUUUUAACUCCAUUUAUAUAUGGGAUUAGAGACCAAAAAUUUGUCUCAUAUUUUAAAAUGUACUUUUCAGUGUGUACUGGAAAGGUUAGACCAGUAAACCUGAAACACUAA
Molecule: messenger RNA, 994 nt
Organism: Scleropages formosus (Asian bonytongue)
Lineage: Eukaryota; Metazoa; Chordata; Actinopteri; Osteoglossiformes; Osteoglossidae
Product: odorant receptor 131-2-like
Exons: 1
Coding region: 56-994 (312 amino acids)
Biological process (GO): G protein-coupled receptor signaling pathway; detection of chemical stimulus involved in sensory perception of smell
Cellular component (GO): membrane
Molecular function (GO): G protein-coupled receptor activity; olfactory receptor activity; odorant binding
Source: RefSeq, a predicted model, not a curated record